Molecule: messenger RNA, 1275 nt
Organism: Coprinopsis cinerea okayama7#130
Lineage: Eukaryota; Fungi; Basidiomycota; Agaricomycetes; Agaricales; Psathyrellaceae
Product: OrdA protein
Exons: 8
Coding region: 1-1275 (424 amino acids)
Molecular function (GO): iron ion binding; oxidoreductase activity, acting on paired donors, with incorporation or reduction of molecular oxygen; heme binding
Source: RefSeq, a predicted model, not a curated record
AUGUCCCUCAGAGGUUAUCUUUCAAGUGACUUAAAUACCGAGCGCCCGGGCAAUCUCUCAGAACCACCACCCCCCGUUCUUGAUUUUGCACGUGUAGUAUCACUCCGUCUUACCGCUGCCAUCCUCGCUCUAGUGGUCUUGUUUCUUGGGCGCUUGGUCUGGAACUCGAAAUGGGAGAAGAGAUAUCCGUUCCCGCCUGGGCCGCACGCUCGGGAUAUCGACCUUGCAAAGUUUAGGGCAAAUCCCGGAGUGACGUUUAUGGAGUGGGCCAAGUCUUAUGGCCCAAUCAUCUCCUACUCCCUCAGAGGCCAACGAACAAUCGUCCUCAACUCUCCCAAGGCCGUAACGGACCUUCUAGAGACCAAAUCAUCCAUCUACUCCGACCGACCCAUUAAUUGGAUGGCAGGCGAGCUUGCAGGUCGGAAAUGGAACGUCUUCUCCAUCAGCUCCCAGCACCCCCGCUUCAAGAUCUACAGAAGGCUCCUGCACAACGGCCUCAACCCACGCGCAUCAAAAGAUUACAGGGCGAUUCAGCACUCGGAAACAAUGUGCAUGUUGAAGACACUAGCGACUAACCCGGAGGACUUUAUCUUUGCGUUGCGAAGGUCAGCCGUGGCUACGAUGCUCAAGCUCGCCUAUGGCUUUCAAAUAGGAGGGCGGGAUGACACGUUCGAGAGCAUCCUCGAAGAGACAUUUAAGGUAUCGGUAGAGUUGGGUACACCAGGGAAGUACCUAAUUGAAAGCUACCCAUGGCUGAGAUUCGUACCGGCGUGGUUCCCUGGAGCUGGCUUCAAGCGAUAUGCACUUGGAGUGAAAGAGAAGCUUGACCAUAUGAAUAGCAUUCCAUUUCAGUGGACCUUGCGUCGCAUUAGAGCAGGAAACCACGUCGAGUCGUUUAUCUCGAAGCUUCUAUCCAUAGACACACCAUACAUCGACUCGAAGGAAAAGGAAGAUGUGUUAAAGUGGUGUGCAUUUGGACUAUACAUUGGAGGGGGAGACACGACCGUCUCGGCUUUGACCACGUUUAUGCUGAUCAUGCAGCUUCAUCCGGAUGUCCAACGACGGGCCCAUGCGGAUAUCAGUCGGGUCUGCCAAGGUCGACUUCCGACACCCGACGACUACAAGUCACUGCCGUACAUUGAAGCUAUUAUCAAAGAGAUCUUGAGAUGGGGGCCUGUCGCUCCUCUGGGCUUACCCCAUUGCGCGACACGAGACGAGAUCUACGAGGGGUAUUACAUACCUAAAGGGACGAAGAUAUUAGCGAACAUCUGGUGA